UCGCCAUACAUAGAUUGUUGUUCUAUUGGCUUUAGCGCCUUGCUGCUCGACGGCUGCUGAACCGACCUAGGGCGGCGCACUGCUCAUGGCGGACCGUAAACGCAAACUGGAAAUUGACGAGGAACCCGGUCGCCCUGGGCCUGCCCCAGAGGGCGCCGGUGUUAACCCUUUCACAGGCGCAACUUACAGCCAGCGCUAUUAUGACAUUCUUGCCAAGCGCCAUGGCCUGCCCGUGUGGCAAGCCAAGGACGAAUUUGUCAACAUGAUUCAUGGCCAUCAGACGACAGUGCUGGUCGGCGAGACGGGCAGUGGAAAGACGACACAGAUUCCGCAGUUCAUCGCGGAGGCGGGCUACACGGCGAACCGUAAAAUUGUCGCCUGCACCCAGCCUCGCCGUGUGGCCGCUAUGUCGGUGGCCCGGCGUGUGGCCGAGGAGAUGGACGUGAAGCUCGGCGAGGAGGUCGGCUACUCGAUUCGUUUUGAGGAGUGCUCAGGGCCUAAAACAUGCGUGAAGUUCCUCACUGAUGGUAUGCUGCUGCGUGAGGCCAUGACGGACCCCCUGCUGGAGCGCUACUCGGUGAUUAUUCUAGACGAGGCCCAUGAGCGCACGCUGGCCACCGACGUGCUGUUCGGCCUGCUCAAGGAGAUCCUGAAGAACCGCAAGGACCUCAAGCUGGUGGUGAUGAGCGCCACGCUGGAGGCGGAGAAGUUCCAGGGCUACUUCCUGGACGCGCCGCUGAUGAAGGUGCCCGGCCGCCUGCACCCAGUGGAAAUCUUCUACACGCAGGAGCCUGAGCGCGACUACCUGGAGGCGGCCAUCCGCACCGUGGUGCAGAUCCACGUUUGCGAGCCGCCCGGCGACGUGCUGCUGUUCCUGACGGGUGAGGAGGAGAUCGAGGACGCCUGCCGCAAGGUGACCAAGGAGCUACAGGGCAUGGGCGACAAGGUGGGCCCCAUCAAGGUGCUGCCGCUCUACUCCACGCUGCCGCCACAGCAGCAGCAGCGCAUCUUCGAGCCGGCGCCGGCGCCGGCGCGCGAGGGUGGGCCGGCCGGACGCAAGAUCGUCAUCUCCACCAACAUUGCGGAGACGUCGCUGACCAUUGACGGCAUCGUGUACGUGAUCGACCCCGGCUUCUCCAAGCAGAAGGUGUACAACCCCCGCAUCCGGGUAGAGUCGCUGCUGGUGUCGCCCAUCUCGCGGGCGUCCGCGCACCAGCGCGCCGGUCGUGCCGGCCGCACGCAGCCGGGCAAGUGCUUCCGGCUGUACACGGAGUCGUCGUUCAAGAAGGACCUGCAGGAGCAGACCUACCCCGAGAUCCUGCGCUCCAACCUGGGCAGUGUGGUGCUGCAGCUCAAGAAGCUGGGCAUCGACGACCUGGUGCACUUUGACUUCAUGGACCCACCCGCGCCCGAGACGCUCAUGCGCGCGCUGGAGCUACUCAACUACCUGGGCGCCAUCGAUGAUGACGGCAACCUCACACCCGUCGGCAACAUCAUGUCGGAGUUCCCGCUGGACCCGCAGUUAGCCAAGAUGCUGGUGGCGUCGCCCGAGUUCAGGUGCUCCAACGAGAUCCUGUCCAUCGCCGCCAUGCUGUCCUCGCCCAACGUCUUCCUGCGGCCACGCGAAGCCGCGAAGGCGGCGGAUGAGGCCAAGGCGCGCUUCACGCACAUCGACGGCGACCACCUCACCAUGCUGAACGUGUUCCACGCCUGGAAGAGCCACAACGAGGACUCCAAUUGGUGCUACGAGAACUUCCUCAACUUCCGCUCGCUCAAGUCGGCGGACAGCGUUCGCACGCAGCUGGGCCGCAUCUGCACCCGCAUGAACCUCAAGCUGGUCAGCACGCCCUUCGAGAGCAAGGAGUACUACCUGAACAUCCGCAAGGCCGUUACCGCCGGCUUCUUCAUGCAGGUGGCUCACCUGCAGCGGCAGGGGCAGUACAUGACGGUCAAGGACAACCAGGUGGUACACCUGCACCCCUCCACAUGCCUGGACCACAAGCCCGAGUGGGUGCUGUACCAGGAGUUUGUGCUCACCACCAAGAACUACAUCCGCACCUGCCUGGACAUCAAGGGCGAGUGGCUGAUCGAUGUGGCGCCGCACUACUUCGACCUCUCCAACUUCCCCGCCGGCGAGUGCAAGCGCGCGCUUGAGCGCCUGUACGCCAAGAAGGAGAAGGACAAGAGCGACCGGUUCUAAGCAGUUGCGUCCCCGUGCUCGUGCGUGCGUGGCUGUGUGUGUGCUCAAGUGUGCAGUCGUUGUGUUGUGGAGAGAUGUGUGGGGUACAACGUGAGGGUGAGGAUGCGCAGCUGAAGGAUCGAGCGGCAUGCGCUCGCGUGGUGUGCAGGCUGAUUGGCAAUACUGUACCACGCAAAAGCGUGCGCUCCUGCCAGCGCGGGCAGGAGCUAAGGCUGUCGUUGUGGCCUACACGCCGUAACACGUGGCAUGCAGAUAGAUAGAUUGAACUCUCACGGCUGAGUUGAAGGGCGUUGUCGGAUGGCGGCACACCGAACCAGCUAUUGUGAGUGUGCUAUGGGGAGAGCACGGUACAGGUGGUCAUCAGCCGCAAUGGACGCCGUCCACGCCAAGCAGUGCGCUGGGCAACAGGGUGUGGCAAAUUAAUGGACAAGCAUUUGAGUCCUCGAAAUGGAGGCAGGGCUGAAGAGGCAAGCGAUUGACGCUAAUAGUGGAGGGACCAAGUGCCGCAAGUCGGAGCGUGCGUACCAGGAGCGCGCGUAGGGUGGUGAAGUGGACACGUGGCAGUGCUGCUUGCUUCCGUGUCUGUUGCGCACGUGACUAUGCGGUAAAGCUGUGCCGUGGCAAGUGCCUUCAAUGUGUGGCUUGUUGCGACCAGUAAUCACACUGAUCUUGUCGAGCCAAAUGCUCGGCACGCUCCGU
Messenger RNA from Chlamydomonas reinhardtii, 2899 nucleotides. RefSeq lists its product as uncharacterized. The transcript has 12 exons. Gene Ontology annotation, molecular function: RNA binding; ATP hydrolysis activity; ATP binding. The record is from RefSeq and is a predicted model, not a curated record. Gene Ontology annotation, cellular component: intracellular anatomical structure. Bases 86 to 2200 code for a protein of 704 amino acids. NCBI's taxonomy places the organism in Eukaryota, Viridiplantae, Chlorophyta, Chlorophyceae, Chlamydomonadales, Chlamydomonadaceae.